Molecule: messenger RNA, 2808 nt
Organism: Hemisphaericaspora subhashii
Lineage: Eukaryota; Fungi; Ascomycota; Pichiomycetes; Serinales; Debaryomycetaceae
Gene: NAM2
Product: leucine--tRNA ligase
Exons: 1
Coding region: 1-2808 (935 amino acids)
Biological process (GO): leucyl-tRNA aminoacylation; mitochondrial translation
Cellular component (GO): mitochondrion
Molecular function (GO): aminoacyl-tRNA deacylase activity; leucine-tRNA ligase activity; ATP binding
Source: RefSeq, a predicted model, not a curated record
AUGAGACUAAUAUACAAACAGUCGUUGAUCCAAGGUAGGAUACUUCGACUAGUCAAAGAUGCUACUCGUUCAAUAUCAACCGAGUCAUCCCUCAUGACCAAUGGGAAACUCGAUUUUUCCAAACUAGACAAGAAAUGGGCAGAUAAAUGGAAAUCUCAAUCCCCAUCAGGAUCUCUUCAUCCUACCAAAGACAUCCAAAACAAUGACCAAACUAAAAAGACAUUUUAUUCAUUAUCUAUGUUUCCAUACCCUUCGGGAGUCUUACAUUUGGGUCACUUACGUGUAUAUACUAUCAGUGAUGUUCUUGCUCGAUUCAAGAGAUUACGAGGCUACAAGGUCAUCCAUCCAAUGGGAUGGGAUGCGUUCGGUUUACCAGCGGAAAAUGCAGCAGUUGAGCGAGGAAUCCCGCCUGCUGAAUGGACCGAACAGAAUAUUUCCAAAAUGAAGGAACAGAUGAGUGCAUUUUUAGCUGAUUUCGAUUGGGAUCGAGAAGUGAAUACCAGUUCGGCCGAUUAUUAUAAAUGGACCCAAUGGAUUUUUUUGAAGUUGCAUGAACAUGGAUUAGUAUAUCAGAAAGAAGCGGAGAUUAAUUGGGACCCGGUAGACCAGACAGUGCUUGCUAAUGAACAAGUCGAUUCUGAGGGUAGGUCAUGGAGAAGUGGAGCAUUAGUGGAGAAAAAGAAAUUGACUCAAUGGUUUAUUGGUAUAACUAAAUACGCGGCUGAUUUGAAUAAGGAUCUUGAAUAUUUGACCGAAUGGCCUGAUAAAGUGAAGACUAUGCAACGUAAUUGGAUUGGGGAAUCACAUGGGUCAGAAAUCCAUUUCCCAGUAAAUGGAGGACGUGAACAGAUUACCGUAUUCACUUCUAGACCAGAUACAUUAUUCAGUGUUCAAUUUUUGGCAUUGGCUUUGGAUCAUCCAAUUGUGAAUGAAUUAGUUAAGGAUGAUCAAGAAUUGGCAAAAUUUAUCAAAGAAGCCGAAAGAGAUACCGAUCCUGAUACUAAAGCAGGAUAUAAAUUAAAAUCCAUCAAAGCUAGUAUUCCAAUCGAUAUCAGCAAUAACAAAAGUUUGAAAUUUGAUGUUCCUAUUUAUGUCGCACCUUAUGUUAUUGGAGGGUAUGGUCAUGGUGCAGUCAUGGGAUGUCCUGGACAUGAUGAUCGAGAUUUCGAGUUCUGGAGAUUACAUGAACCCACUCAAGAGACAAUCCAAGUGGUGGCACCUUCUGCUGAUUGUACCGAAGUUCCAAAUCCAUACACUGACAAGAGUGGUGUAUUACUGGAUAAAGCUAUUCUUGCAAAUGGAUUGGAAUCAAUUGGAGGAUACAGAGGAAUGUCAGUCAAAGAAGCCGGUGCAUUAAUCACCAAGAAUCUCGAAUCCAAUUCUCUUGGGAAAGACACCAUUAGCUACAGACUUCGUGAUUGGUUAAUCAGUAGACAAAGAUAUUGGGGUGCACCAAUCCCCAUCAUCCAUUGUCAUGACUGUGGGCCCGUUCCAGUUCCAGAAAAAGACUUACCUGUUAUCUUACCCCAUGCCGUAGAUGAGCAUUUCGGGAAAGGGAACCCAUUGGGCAAGAUCGAUUCAUUUGUCAAUUGUGAAUGUCCAUCCUGCGGUGGUCCAGCUAAGAGAGAAACCGACACCAUGGAUACGUUUAUGGAUUCAUCAUGGUAUUUCUUAAGGUACUUAGAUCCCAAGAAUGAGGAAUUACCACUCGGAGCUCAAGCUGCCAAAGACAUGCCGGUUGAUUUAUAUGUUGGAGGAGUCGAACAUGCCAUUUUACAUUUAUUAUAUUCUCGAUUCAUUUCCAAAUUCUUAGGUGAUGUUGGAUUAUGGAAUGGGAAAGAUGUACGCAAGGAACCAUUCAAGAAAUUGAUUACUCAAGGUAUGGUACAUGGAAAAACUUAUACCGAUCCCGAAAAUGGACGUUUCUUAAAACCAGAUGAAGUUGACUUGACAGACCCUCUGAAUCCAAUCAUUAAGAAAUCGGGCGAGACUGCAUUGAUUAGUUUUGAAAAGAUGUCGAAAUCGAAAUAUAAUGGUGCUGAUCCGGGUGAGUGUAUUAAGAAAUAUGGUGCUGAUGCUACGAGGGCACAUAUGUUGUUUUCGGCUCCGAUUUCGGAUGUGCUUAAUUGGAAUGAAGAUCAGAUUGCAGGGACCGAUAGAUGGUUAAGGAGAGUGAUUCAACUUAGUGAGAGAAUUUUAGAGGUUCCAGAUACCAAGGUUGGAUCCGGAAAGAAUAAAUCGGUAUUUAAAAAUAUUAAACUUAAUGAUAAAGUAUAUGAAGAACUUGAAUUUAAUGAAGAUGAGCUUAAAUUAUAUAAUGAGACCCAAGGAUAUGUCCAGGGAAUUGCCAAAUCUAUUGAAGUUGAUUUUUCGUUCAAUACCAUUAUUUCAGAUAUGAUGAAAUUAUCCAACGCAAUCACGACUGCUCUUAAUUCAAAACUGGAUUACAACAAAGAAUUAUUAGUUGAUUCAUAUAGGAAACUUUUGAUAUGUAUGUCAUCAGUCACCCCCGCUACUGCUGAAGAAUGUUGGGAACGACUUGCCAAUGGCCAAGAGAGAGAAGUUAGAUCGAUUUUCCAUGAAUCGUUCCCAGAAUGUCAACCUAUUGAAUCCCAAACAGAAUCCUAUAAUGUCUUCAUUAAUGGGAAGCAUAAAGGUACGAUUGUAGCAUCAAAGACGUUGGUAGAAGAAGGCGACGAUGCGGUCUUGAAAGAGGUUUCGAAGUAUGAUGAUAUCUCCAGUCAUAUAACUGGCUCCAUUAAGAGAAUCAUCAGGAAACCUAAGUUAAUUAGUAUUAUUUCCAAAUAG